Entrophospora sp. SA101 is the source of this 120-nucleotide messenger RNA. NCBI's taxonomy places the organism in Eukaryota, Fungi, Glomeromycota, Glomeromycetes, Entrophosporales, Entrophosporaceae. The record is from the annotation of a GenBank genome assembly.
AUGCCAAGGCCAUUGUUGCAACCUUUAACUCAUGGAUAUCGACGUAUACCAGUUCUUCAGAUUGGAUCAGAUAUAUUUGUUGAUACACUUUUAAUUAUAGAAGAAUUGGAAAGAAGAUAG